Labeo rohita (rohu) is the source of this 6080-nucleotide messenger RNA. RefSeq names its product tyrosine-protein kinase receptor UFO. Bases 446 to 3235 code for a protein of 929 amino acids. NCBI's taxonomy places the organism in Eukaryota, Metazoa, Chordata, Actinopteri, Cypriniformes, Cyprinidae. The transcript is spliced from 20 exons. Gene Ontology annotation, cellular component: signaling receptor complex. Gene Ontology annotation, molecular function: ATP binding; protein binding; transmembrane receptor protein tyrosine kinase activity. The record is from RefSeq and is a predicted model, not a curated record. Gene Ontology annotation, biological process: cell surface receptor protein tyrosine kinase signaling pathway; positive regulation of phosphatidylinositol 3-kinase/protein kinase B signal transduction; platelet activation.
AGGAGAAAGACAGAAUGGACAAAAGUUGAGUGGAGGAAUGUGAGUUUGUCUGAAGGGGGAAUAAAGGCGUCCUGAUGGGAGAGUGCUUUUGGAGGCAAAAGGAAAUUCUGACAUAAAAAUACGCGUCGCGAUUCCAAAAAUAACACAGCUCUGGUUUGGAAACACUGGAGCGCUUUUUAACUUUGGCUUUAGGCGCUUUAACAGCCUACUUUACGUUUAGGAUUGUACUAAAAAGUUUUUGAGCUAAAAGCGGAGGGGGGAAAAAAGAAGUAACUGCUUAGGCUGCGUUGGAUACAGAUUUCAGCAGAUGACAAUUUUGAGGACAUCUUGACAGCUCCUUCUGAUUAUUAUUGUUUUUGAAGUUUGCUAAGGAAUCUGUCUUUGCCUAAGAAGAAUCGCCCAUCUGCGGAAAGUUGAAGCGCAGUCUGAUCGCUGGAGCGAUGCGAUGAUGAUGCGAUCCGUCACUGAUUCACACUCGACACCGACACCGAACCGGAGCGGCACGAAACCGAACAAAACGAUGACCGGCUCCAGCUUAUUCACUCUGUUUCUCAUUGUAGUGAUGCGCCUCGGAUCCGCGGAGCUUCUGUCAGGGUUACGUUUCGUGAAGAGCCCUGGGAACGUGACUUCCUCUCUUGGGAAGCCAGUGGCCGUUCAGUGCAUCCUGCGAGCGGACGGGGAGGACCAGGGACCCCUGGACGUGCUCUGGCUGAAGGAGGGACAGCAGCUGGACUUGGCUGAUACCAACCAGAUGCAGUUCCCUGAAGAUGAGAACAGCUGGCUGGUUGUUAGUGAACUCAAGAUAGAGGAGGUACAGCUCUCGGAUAUGGGCGCCUAUCAGUGUGCGGUGUUCUCUGGUGAAGAGGAGACAUUAUCCAGUGAGGGAUACAUCCAACUAGAAGGUCUCCCUCAUUUCUCCGUGGAGCCGCAGCAUUUGUCAGUAGUGGCUAACGAAGAGCUGAGUCUGCACUGUGCGGCUCACGGUCCUCCUGAGCCUGUACGGGUCAUCUGGCUUCAGGACGGGGCUCCUCUCAAUAAUCUGGAUGACCCGAUAGCCCUGUCGCCCUCAACGCUCAACAUCUCAGGUUUAAAUCGAACCAGCUCUUUCUCCUGUGAAGCGCACAAUCGUAAAGGCGUGGCGUCGUCUGGCACAGGUGUUGUGACCGUUCUUCCUUCCCAGCCCCAUGACAUUAAAGCUGAAGAAAUCACUAAUUCAAGUAUCCGUCUGUCUUGGCACAUGGGCUUUGGAGGAAUUUAUCCCAUCAGCCACUGCAUUGUUCAGGUGAAACCUUCUGGUGAAGACUCUGAUCAGCUGAUCUCCAGUCAGACGGUCAGCGCGCCCGACGCCAGCCGUCUGAUCUCAGAUCUGGAGGCCUUCAGUCGGUACGAUUUCAGAAUGGCCUGCCGGAGCAGUCAGGGCGUCUCUAAUUGGACGGCGUGGAUGAGCGUCAGCACCCGUGAAGGCGUUCCAGAUUCGGCCCCGGACAAUGUGACGGUCGUGGUGAACGGAACAGAAGUGCUCCUGAGAUGGUCCGAACCUCCUGGAAAGAUGAACGGACAUCUGCAGGGAUACAUGAUGGAGUACAGCGCACCUAAUAUGGAACAGGUUGUGGUGGACACAGGCUUGGAGACAGAGCUGUUUGUCAAUCUCUCAGCACCGCUUUCGAACGUUUCCUUCAGAGUGUGUGCGUACACCGGCGCGGGACAGGGACCCUGGACGUCCCUCCAAACCAUCACGCUCAUUCCUGCAGAAACCGGACAGUCCAGAGGUAUGUUGAGUCCUCCGGCGUUCUCCUGGCACUGGUGGUACGUGGUCAUGGCCAUCGCCGUCGCCAUCGCUCUAGCGGUGCUUUUGGCCGUGUACGUGACCAGGCUGAGGCGGAAGGAGACACGUUUUGGCGAGGCGUUUGAACCCAUGAUGGAGAGCGGUGAACUCGUCGUUCGAUAUCGAGCUCGUCGGACGUACAGCCGGCGCACAACAGAAGCCACACUAAACUCUCUGGGGAUCAGCGAUGAGCUCAAGCAGAAGUUACAGGACGUGAUGGUGGACAGGCAUAAGCUAACGCUGGGAAAAACACUCGGGGAAGGUGAGUUCGGCUCCGUCAUGGAGGGUUUGCUCACUCAGGAGGACUCGGUGCUCAAAGUGGCAGUGAAGACCAUGAAAAUUGCUAUCUGCACUCGCACUGAAAUGGAGGAUUUCCUGAGAGAGGCGGCGUGCAUGAAGGAGUUUGAUCAUCAGAACGUCAUGCGGCUUCUAGGUGUGUGUCUGCAGACAGUGGAGAGCGAAGGUUACCCGUCUCCUGUCGUCAUCCUUCCCUACAUGAAGCACGGCGACCUCCACAGCUACCUGCUGUACUCCAGACUCGGCGACUCGCCAGUGUAUCUGCCAUCUCAGAUGCUGGUGAAGUUCAUGACGGAUAUCGCCAGAGGAAUGGAAUACCUGAGCGGCAAGAACUUCAUUCACAGAGACCUGGCAGCUCGAAACUGCAUGUUAAAUGAGAACAUGAAUGUGUGUGUGGCUGACUUUGGCUUGUCUAAGAAGAUCUAUAAUGGAGACUACUACAGACAAGGACGCAUCUCUAAGAUGCCUGUCAAGUGGAUCGCCAUCGAGAGCCUGGCAGACAGAGUGUACACCACCAAGAGUGAUGUGUGGUCAUUUGGAGUGACAAUGUGGGAGAUCGCGACUCGAGGUCAGACACCGUACCCUGGAGUGGAAAACAGUGAAAUCUAUGAUUAUCUGAGGCAGGGCAACCGUCUGAAACAGCCUCCAGACUGCCUGGACAGCAUCUAUUCCCUGAUGUUUUCCUGCUGGCUGUUGAGCCCCAAGGACAGGCCGAGCUUCGAGAUCUUGCGCUGCGAGCUCGAAAAGGUCCUGGAAGAUCUUCCGAGCCAAGACCCAGAUGAGAUACUCUAUGUCAAUAUGGAGGAGACCUCCGGAGAGUUGGGGGCCGUGGGGGGCCGUGAUCCCAUAAUGGGGGUCCCGUGCGUUCUCGGGGCCCUGAAGGGCUCGGGCUCAGUGGCCACCGCAGAAGUCCACCAGCCCAACCGGUACGUGAUCUGCCCCCAGCAUGAGAACCAGCGCCUUCUCAACGCCGACUCCAUGGAGAGUCUGAACCUGACGGGGUCCGUACCCACCCCGCUGCUCCAGCCCUCGUCCUGUUCCACUCCAGUGCCGGCCUCUGAAGGUCAGUCCCCGGAGGAAAGAGAAGAAAAGAAGAAAUUGCCGUGGCAGUGACGACGCUGCCGUGGCUGACGGGGACCUAGACUGCCUCUUGUGGAGAGCUGAGCUAUUGCUCCUGCCCCAUCAUUUUGCACAGACACGCCACACACUCCACCCGACAUUCAGUGUUUCAAGUGAAUUAUUGAGGGGUUUUUUAUGCUUUUUUAGAAAACAUGUUUCCUUUUCAUUCCAAAUUGUCCUUCAUGUUCAGUGUAGGUUGUGAGAAAUCAAAGCGCUCGUAGGUUUUGUCUUGCACUCUGUCAUAACCAGAAACGAUAUGAUACGUUUCCAGCGACAAGUAAUCUGUCUGUCCACGCUAACAAGUGAUGAGCGCAGCUCCAAGCCGUAUUGCAGAUCGGCGGUAUUUGCUUAAUGUUGCUCGUCCUUACGCCCGGUUCACGCCGCACGAUUUUAGCCCCAAUUUUCACUCAACAGCAGUUCUGUAGGAUUCGCUGACAAAUGCCCAAAAUUGCAGAGCGUCCCGCAGUGUGAAAUGUGUUUUGACUAAUAAUGACACUGGCCAGUGAGAGAGCAAGAUACAGGGUGAGGAGACGUAGACCCACAGCAGAUCCUGCAUGGCUUCUGAAAGCAACCAUUCUCUCUUUAGUUUCAUUUUCUUUUUUACUGCAAACCAGCAUACAGACAACUUCCCUCGCAAGCUUCUUGCGGAAAACCAGUCUCACGUGAGAACUCCUGUCUCACAUGCGAUCUUGCUUUAUUUGCCGUAUCACUUUUCACAAGUGUUUGUAGGCCAGAGUUGUCACUUGAAAGGUUGUGCAAUGUGUGCUAGAUCGAACAGCACUCUGACAACUUUACAAAUCAUGCAUUAGGGUAAGCAAGCACCAAGUAAAAUCAUGGCAAUGCCCUAACAACUACUGCACACUCUUUAAAACAAAGGUGAUGCAACAGAAGAACGAUUUUGUGUUUCCCAAAGAACCUUUCAGUGAUCAGUUUUUGACCGUUUUUGUCUUUGACGAACACUUAUAAUGAUCUGAAGUUGAAUGGAAGGAUUCUAAAGGUUCUUAAUGGAACUGUCAGAAUGCCUAUAAAGAAGCUCAUUUUUCAGAGCGCAUUUGCAGUGGGAGGGCUACGGAAAAUGAGCAACAAAUCAAAUGUCUUGUUGCAUGCUUUCAUCACAUCACGCUAGGUUAAAACCCAGAGAAGCAGCACACCUCCUGCGGCCUUCUGAGACUGACGUCAGUCGGCUGCGAUCUGAACAAUUAAAGCCCCUUUUGUGUAAGGUCUAACUGAAAGUAAAGUUAGAUUUCUGCUGAUAUUGAUCACACAAUAUGCUCAUCAUCAACUCAGGAGAUGCUUGGAUUUACAACGACCAUUGACGCAAACUAGCUUGACACUGCCACUCGGGACGGAACCGAGUCUGACUCUUUCUGUCUUUCAUUUUACUCCGUCCAGUCUCCUGACCAUCAUCUUUAUCCAAAGAAACGCGUGGAGGGUGACGUUAGCGUUCUGUGUUAGGUCUAACAUGUCAAACCGAAUCACGUGUGUGACCUACAGACACGCUCUAGCUAACCUCCAGGUGUACGUGUACAUUUUUAUAACUCUGUUUCUGAGGUUUUCUGAAUCAACAGGGUUUUUUUUAACAUUGAUUUGAGACCAAUUUUGUGGUUUCUUUUGAAAAGUAGGCUAGGGCAGUAGACUAGACUAAGCUGUGUAAAGCUACACAUACAACAGGUCUUUGCUCGUCAGAGGCCCUGCCCCAGACUCAAGCACAGUAUUUUUUUCUUGUUUCGUAAAGUUUUUUGUACAUUUUAUAUUUUGCACUAAUCAUUUUUUGUCAUUGUAUUUCUUUGUUUAUCCUUUCUUUUUAAAUCUGACAUGGACUUUUAGACAAUAAAAUGAUGUACAUUUACCAGAAUAUUAUCAUGUUACGAUAAUAUAAAAAAGGCUGUUUCAAAAUAAGUUCAAAUACAGAUGACAUGUUAGCUGACUGUUCUUUUGCAAUUGUUUUCAAAUAUGUUUAUUUCUUCCAGUACAGCCUUUAAUCUAUUCUGAAAUUUAAAUCAUUGAAACUAAAUCAUUUUACAUCAUAGAACCAAUGUUUGGAAAAUAUUUGGUGUGACUGUUUUUUUUUUCUUUUCACUGUAAUGUGGUACUAAGAUUGUCUGAGGUACAUUAAUAUACGACAGAUGUAACUGUAUCAUAACUUUGAUGAGCCACGAUGCUUUCGAUACAUUGGGUGACAAAUGAUUUACUAUAUAAAUGAUGUUUCUGUGUACCAGUGCUCAGCUGGAAACAUUUCUGCUCUCUACACACAUGAAAGAUUGGAGACCAAAAUUAACAUGACAGCCCCCCGACAAAAUGUUCUGUCAGUCACCUUGUGUGUAUAUUUGCAUGCUCACAUUUUCAGCACGUUUUCAAUCGCUGUCUUUCAUAAUGAGAAACACUGUGUGUUUAAAUACGUGGAUUUGAAUCGUCCCAGCUGACCUUAGUUGAGCAGGACAAAUUCAGUAGCACCACUUCUGCAUGUGAUAUUUCAGUGCGUCUUCUAUAUGUAAUAUUACAUGUUCUUUUGCCUUUCAGUAAAUCAGCCAGUGAUGAUCAAAUGAGUGUCACGGUUCAUCCAGGUGUGCAGCGUAGCAAAGCUAUUCAUUCAAAGCCAAGUUUUGCAUUCUGUACUGACAAAAGUACAAAAACUAUUUUAUCAACGUAUGAGUUCAUAGACAGAAGCACACUUCAAAGUGCCUUUGAAAGCCAGUAUUUUGCCUUAAAAUGGCUCAGUUUACGGUGCACAAGUGUUUAGCUUUAGGUUUAUAUGGCUAAUGUUGUCUAGAUAACAUCGGUGUCAUUGUUGUGAUUUUGAUAUGCUUUGUAUUAAAAUAAAUACUACCUGCACAAUUGA